UCUCGGGCCGGGGCGGGCGAGGGAGGCGCCGCUGCGCUGCGGCUCGCGCCACCGGGCGUUGCGGGCCGUGACGGGCGGGUGUCAUGCCCGGGAGCUGAGAGGCUGCGCCUCCGGGUGUUUUGUGGAUUUACUCUUCAGCAAUUACAUACUGCAGUAAUACAGCUAUGGCGGCGUUCCAGCCUUUCAGGAACAGUCACAUAAAGAAUAAGGCAUCUGUCCGCAAAAGCUUCAGUGAAGAUGUGUUCCAGUCUGUAAAGUCUUUAUUACAGAGUGAGAAGGAGCUAUGCAGUGUAUCAGGAGGAGAGUGUUUAAACCAGGAUGAACACGCCCAUUUAACUGAGGUUACGUUUCUGGGCUUUAAUGAAGAUACAGAUGCUGCUCAUAUACAGGAUCUAGCUGCAGUUUCACUGGAACUUCCAGACCUUCUGAAUUCGCUCCAUUUCUGCAGUCUAAGUGAAAAUGAAAUCAUUUGUAUGAAGGAUAUGAAUAAAUCAUCAGGUGUAAGCAGUAGUCCUCUAAAUCAGAGUCAUCAUUCUGGAAUGCUUUGUGUCAUGAGAGUGUCACCUACAUUACCAGGACUCAGAAUUGAUUUUAUCUUUAGUCUCCUAAGUAAAUAUGCUGCUGGUAUAAGACAUACCUUGGACACACAAUUGCAUCAGAAGCACCACCUUGAGACCACUGAUGAAGAUGAUGAUGAUACGAACCAGUCUGUGUCUUCCAUAGAGGAUGACUUUGUCACUGCUUUUGAGCAGUUAGAGGAGGAGGAGAGUACAAAGCUAUAUAAUGAUGAAAUAAAUAUUUCUACACUAAGGAACCGGUGUGAUGCUGCCUCUCAGACUACUUCUGGUCACCAUUUAGAAACCCAUGAUUUUAAAGUACUGGUCAGUUAUGGACCACAGAAGUCAUUGGCUAAGCCUUCAUCUUCAAUACAUGUUCUGGGACACAAAGAAACAUCCUCUGUGAAAACAUCGGUUACAACAUCAAUUUCAGAACCCUGGGCCCAAAGGAGUCUCUACAGGUCAUCCAGUGCUUCAGAUAAAGGCAGGAAUACACAGGAGAUACUUGUUCCUUCUUCUCCUGCCCAUUCCUCAGAAUCUGAGUGCUCAAGCCCAAGUCCUGUAAUUUUUUUGGAUGAAGAGGGAUACCAAAAAAGUUUAAAAGCAAAACUUGAGUUGCCUGAAAUCCCUGUGACAAAAGAUGAUGUAGAGGAUUCAGACUCAGAAGUGAGUGAGUUUUUUGAUAGCUUUGAUCAGUUUGAUGAACUAGAGCAAACUUUUGAGACUUGUCCAUUUAUGAAAGAUCCUGGUAUAGGGAAGUCAUUGCAGAAGAUAGGGCACAAACAUGAAAAAUCUUGUAUGAAUCCUCAGAAAUUCAAGUUUGAGUGUCCAGCUCUUCCGGCUAAUGUUAGAAAGCCAACUCCACGAAAACCCGAGUCUCCAUAUGGUCACCUGUGUGAUGCUCCAGAUUCCCCUCGUCCAGUGAUAACAUCAGAAGACAGUGGCUUGUUUAGUCCUAUUCGAGCCUCUGCUUUUAGUCCUCCUGGAAGCUGUACUCCUGCUGAAUGUUUUUGCCAAACAGAUAUUGGUAAAGAUAAGAAUCAUGAAAAUCAGGAUCCUAUUUAUUGCACUUAUGAAGAUUAUGCAAAUAAUCUUUCAUGUGAAGUACUAGGCUCAGUUCUUCAUACUCAGUGUACAAAUGCAACGUCAGAUAUUAAUAGUGUUAAAGGGGGAGAAAAUUAUACUGUAGCUUUUAAGCAUGGAAAUUCCGAUCAAAAAAGUAAGUGUAAAAACAAAUCUUCAAUGAUUACUGACAGCGUUCAGAAGUUUGCAGCAGAUCUUGUAGGAAAAAGUUUUGGUAAUGCAUUUAAAGACUUACAGAAAGGAGUUUCCUCAUGUACCAAUGCACUGUGCCACUUUGCUGUCAAAUUGACAUCAUCUGUUUUGCAGAUGGCAUUUAAUGAACUUAGAAGGCAGUGUGCAUUUUCACUGAAAGAACGAGCCAUUGGUAGCCUGGCAAGUCUUUUGGUGAGUGAAGCCUUAUCAAAUGCCUUGAAAGAUUUGCAGUAUGUGAAAAAACAGAUGUUUACAAACACAGUUGCUAGGUUUGCUGCAGAUCUUGCAGAAGAGCUUGUUUUUGAAGGCAUCAUGGAAGUGUGUCAGUUUUCUUGUCCUCCAACACCUGCGUCUCAACAGUGUCCAUCAUUUGACUUUGAAGACAAAGUCGUGAAGUCAUAUGCCAAAGAUUUGUCUGAAUCUGUAAUACAAGAAGCAUUCAUAGAGCUGUCACAGACGGAUGUGACCUUCACAACAAAGGCAGCAGUUAAUGUUUCAAUGGGUAAUGUCAAUUAUGUGAGUACAGAAAGUGGAGUGCCGCCUACACAGACUUUCAGACAGAUGAGAUUUUCCUCAUCCUUUAGCAGUCAAGCAAUUAUGACAAAGCCAGUGCAGGAGCAUAAGAAGGAGUAUACAGUGCAGCAGGCCUUGUUUUGUACUUCGGGACUUGUCACUUCCAUACCAGUACCUUUGGCAGGUAGUGCCCUUCUCCCGUAUCAUAUUUCCUCUACUUUGAAUCAGUCCAGGUCUCAUCUGUCAUCUGAGCAGAGUAAAGCAAAUGAUGGUUCUACCCAAGAGCACAUCUCCACAGAAAGCAGUGAAGAGGAAGUGGAUCGUCUCAGAGAUAGCCUUCUAUCUUCAGAACUCGAUCCAUGUAACCAGAAUGACUUCAAACCAACCAACCGUGAUACUGACCUACAGAGUCCUUCAAAAAUAACUAGUGGCCCUGUAAUUAUUAGCAACUUUUCUGCAGCAAUGGUACAUACAAUAGUCAAUGAAACCUUAGAGUCCAUGACAACCUUCAAAGCUACAAAAACUGUUGAUGCACAUGCAGAUUAUUUAACUAAAACAAAGGGACAAAUCUGUCCUUCCAUUUGUGACCAAGCAGUACCACAACAGAGCAAAGCUAGCAGUAAGGACAUGUUUGCUGAGCAGUUAUCAAAGUCAAUUAUUAAACAUUCCUUGGAUAAAAGCAAAUCAAUGCUUCCAAAUAUAGAUAACAAAACAGUUAAUAAGGAACACGUGCCUGUUCUUGGGGAAGAAUCACAGUUGAUCUUAGAGGAAGCUCCCAAAUUUCUUGGCUUUCCAGAUCACUUACCUCACUCUUCACUCUUGGCUGGAAAGCAUUGUGUUCCAGAAUGUAAAGAUUCUGUGGGGUUUGGAUUUUCUUUAGAGACACUGCCACCUUGUUCAACAAUGUCAAGUCAGAAAUCUGACUUGAAGGAACUUGUGAAGGAUAAACCAGUGAAAAGGCAUCAUUUGAAUACUACUGCACUUGAGCCCUUGUCUUAUGGGCUGGAAAGCUCUUUCCGUCACUCACAUGCUUUGUCGUCUGCAGUGCUCACCAGUGUAGAUGGUUUGCAUGGGGAAGAUAAACAGAAAAUCAGAGACAGAAAUGUAAUACCUGAUACUCCUCCAUCAACUCCUUUAGUACCAUCCCAGACUAGUUCUGAAUGGGACAUAAAAAAACUAACCAAAAAACUCAAGGGGGAGUUAGCCAAAGAAUUUGCACCUGCCACACCACCCUCUACACCUCACAACUCCUCUGUUGGUAGUUUGUCUGAGAAUGAACAGAAUACUAUAGAGAAGGAAGAGUUCAUGUUGAAGCUCAUGCGGUCUCUUUCAGAAGAAGUUGACAGCAGUGAGGGUGAAGAGCACCUGGAAGCGGAUGUGAAGUCAGAGUGCUCGGGAAAGAAAGUGCACUUUGCAGAAGCAUUAGCUACACACAUCAUUUCUCUUGCAACUGAAAUGGCAGCCUCUCAUUUAGAUCAUGAAGUCACUCAAGAAUCCAAGGCUCAAAACCCUCACUUAAAUGUGCAGAGUCAAAGAAGUGGGCUGUCUGCUUCUUUAAAUCAUUCUCACACAAACAUGCAGACGUGCAGUUUUGCAAGUGAUCUGGCAGCUGAUGUGAUUGCAGAAGCCGAGAAAAUUGCAAAAGCUAGAAGUUGUAUGCUUUUCAGGCAGGAGAGGAACAGUUGUCAUGUCGAUGUUGACCAAGACAGAGCAGAAGAGAAGCUGAGUGUGGAGGAUGUUGCAUAUCCAAGAGAAGUAGAUCCGUUUGUUCUUUCAUUACCACACUGUACACCAGGUCUGACGUACAGGUAUCCCAGUUGUGAAAGUGUGACUGACGAAUAUGCAGGUCAUGUCAUCCAAGUGCUGAGACAGGAAGGUGGCAAUGGUGAACUAAUCAUGGAUCAGUAUGCCAGCAGACUGGCCUAUCGAUCUGUCAAGUCAGGAGUGCAAGAAGCAGCUAAGACACUAAAAAUGAAGUACAGUUCAAAAACGUUCCCUUUGCACAACUCUCAUGUGAAAAUAAGCAAGGAACUGUUGCUCUCAAAUACAGAGCAUCUCCAGGUAGAUAAAAGACAAAGCAGAAGAAAUGGUGAACAUCUUUGUAAAUACCAACCGUGUGAAAGGACACAGGCUCCGUGUGGAAAUGAACUCUCUGAACUGUACAGUUUUUCAGCCUCUCUUGCUAGCAUCAUAACAAGAGAUGUUAAGAAACAGCUGACAGCACCUAUAGUUGACUUGACACAAUACUCAACAGAUUCAUGUCGUUUUGAAAAAUCUGGAAGUGUUGACAAGGGCGAGAGUAUUAUUGAACCAGAAUUUUCAAAGUCUCAUCAACCUUUGCAAAACCAUGGAUUCUGCCAGAAUACAGGCAACUUAAGUGGACAUAGUCAUGGAGAGAAUGCUCAAGCUUUAGAACAGUAUGCUAGAAAAGUAGUGGAUGACACUUUAGAGCUAAGUUUAGGAUCUACAGUUUUCCACAUUCCAGAGACCACAGCAUCAGCAGAUAGAAUCACUUACGCAGAAAAAUUGUCACCACUCAUGAAUGGUGCUUGUAGAUACUGUGACCUUAAGGAACGCCAUAGUUGUGCCAGAAGUCCUUCCCAGCCCCCUUUAAAACAGAGUGUGUGUUCUAGUGCUAAGCCAGGUUCACAUUUAAAACGUAGUAGCAUCCACCAGAAAUCGAGAAUUUUUCAUCUUGAUGUGCCUCAGAUUCAUGUUAAUCUUGAUAAAAGGGCAGUGCUUGCAGAGAAAAUAGUUGCUGAAGCUAUUGAAAAAGCAGAGAGAGAGCUGAGCAAUACCAGUCUGGCAGCUGAUAGUGGAAUUGGACAAGAUGGCAUCAGCUUUGCUGAGAGCCUUACCACAGAAAUCAUGACAUCAGCUGUGACAAAUGCUGAGCACGCUGUUAACAGGAACGUUAUCAUCCAUUUACAGGGCUGGAAGAUGAGAGUUAGAGAACACAAUGACCUCAAAUUGACAGAACUAAGAAACAGUUCAAAGGAAAUAGAAGAUUUUCAGUCAACUGAGUCACUUGGCAGCCAGCAGCUGAAUCUGAGUGUUGGUGAGGACAGUACUGGUAGCUGGUCCAACUUAAGUUUUGAGGAUGACCACCAAGAUGAAAGCAGCAGUUUUCAUCAUCUCAGUGAAAGCAGUAAUGGUAACAGCAGUAGCUGGAGCAGUCUUGGUUUAGAAGGAGAUUUGUGUGAGGACAAUUUAUCCUUUCCAACAUCAGACAGUGAUGGACCAGACGAUAGAGAUGACGAUCAGGAGGAUGGUGUGGAAGAUUUGCAACAAGAUGGAAAGACUCUGCUAAUUAUGAACAUUGACCUGGAGCCAGGAGCAGUAGAUCCUCAACUAAGGAUUAUUCUUCAGUGGCUCGUUGCCUCUGAGGCUGAAGUUGCAGAACUUUAUUUUCAUGACUCUUGGAAGAAGGAGUUUAUAUUACUUUCAAAACAGUUAAAAGAGAAAGGAUGGAGAGUGGGAGAUGUCCUUCAGGCUGUCUUUAAAUACUACCAAGUGCUGGAAAAAGCUUCAAGUGAGGAAAGAUGCAAGUCGCUGUUCAGUUGGCUUUUGGAAAAUGCCUAGAACAAAAUAUGCUCCAUACCAGUAUAUUUUAUUGUUUUAGGAAGAAACCGAUGAUGUAUGUUUAGGAUAAAACUCAUACAGAAUAUUAACAUUUUAAUUGCAUUGAGAGGAAAGUAAGAAACCUUUUAAAUGCUUUCUGCCCUCAAACUGUAUAUAGUUCAUACUUUUGUAAUCUUUGUCAAAAUACUUACAUGUGUUUGUGUUACGGCUCUGAGAAAUGUCUGUGAAGGAGGAUCUAACCCUGACGCUGGGGGCACUGUCUGACAGCAUUUGUUUGGAUCCACACAGUGCUGCUACAAACAGGGCUGAGGCGGCUGGCCUGGCCCCAGUAAUGAUUUUGUUCCUUUGAAAACAAGUGGCAUCUGAUGGUAAAUCACCUGACAUCAAGAAAGAAAGCGGAGGAUGGUUUUUUUUUGUUUGUUUAUUUCUGGAUAAGUUUGUAAUCUUUACUGUUUUUUCAAAUCAGUCUAAUUUCCAUAGUUCAGCUGUAGGUACUUGUAGAUUUCCUCAGACAUUUAAUUUGUUAGCACACUCAUUAGUGAUUUAGGAUUCUGUGAACACCGUGAGUUUUUCCUAGCCUUCCAUCAAGUGAUGUUACUUGCUAAUGCUGCCGAUCAUUCUGGAAUGAGAAAGAAAAUGGGGUGGGGGAGAGGUGUUGUGAGAGAGCGUGUGUGCAAGAAUGAACUUUAACCUUCCCACUAGUUUAUUAUCUUUUACUUUAGUGUUUUCUUAGGUAGAAACCCACCAUUAACAUUAAAUAAAAUGUCUAAAUGUUGUGCAGUAAGAAUUUUGUCUUUAUGAUUUAUUCCACAAAUGAAAAUUCAGGUUGUAAAACACAUUGAAAAUUUAAAAAUUAAUGUGGAAAUACACUCAAAGGUGCCUAGUAAUGAUUUUCAGUGUUUGAUUUUUGAAGAAUAAAUAAAAAACUUCCCACUUCCCCAAGAAUAAUUUUCUUUUAGCACAAAGGACCCUCCCCCCAGUAAAAUGGAACUGUUUUAUAAUGUCCCCUCCCGUUGUCUUUGGCCUCCACAUCCUUGCUGUGGUUUUAGAAACUGCAAGUUGACGUGAGAUGAACCAGGAGGCUCUGUCUCAGUUGUGUCCAUGAUGUGUGUGCAAAUGUUGCACACAUUUCUUCCACUAAUGGAUUCUGGAAUCAAGGGCAAAUCAUUUUUUUGUGUGUGUGUGGGGUCAUUGAUUUUGCUCUGUUAUUUCCCCACUACAGCUCCAAAGCUCUGACUUUUCUAGCAAUGAGUAGAAGACAUGGCACCUACCAGGGCACUUACAUUAAUUUGAAUUGGUAAUUAUGGUGAAGAAAUGUAUUUUAUAGAGAAAGCCUUGCCUUUACUUUAAGUCCAGAAACAAUUUAAAUAUUUUGAAACUACAUUAUAAGUUCUACUUUUUCUCAAUUUAACACAGAGACACAGGGCCAGCCAUAAAAAUACAUUUUUCUAAAAUUUUCUGAAGUAUUUUUUCAGAGUCGGGAAAUGCAGGGAAUUAAACCCAGGUGUGAUUUCGUGCAGUUGUGAGCUUAUGACUAAACUUGUACAAGGAACUUUCACACUGCACUUAUGUAAUUUGGGUAUAUAUAUUGGUCAGAGUACAGCAAAACUGAGCUUCAAUUACUUUGAAGUAGAAAUGGCUGUAUGUUGAUUUUAUAAAACGGAAACUGCUUAGGCUCAUUUAUAUUAGUGGUAUACCCAUUUGAGGCAAGCUUCCCCAUGUGUUCCUGUUUGGCAUUUGGUGAAGCUUCACUAUGCCCAGUGUUAAGUGCUACCUAGUGACAACAGUCAGAGGUGUUGGCCUGAGUUGUAACAGUAAUAGUAGGGACUCAACACUUGUGUCAGUUCUGUGUAGGAACACAGGAACGUUAGAAGUAGUGGGUGGGUGAGCAGAAGCGUGGGUGGUUUCCCUGUAGAAGGUGCUUGCAUGUAGAGCGCCGUGCCAUGGACCAUGUGCAGUGUAAAGCAAACUGGUUUUGAAGCAUUCUGUGGUUUUCCCGGACUCCUCCAUCUGUUUGUGUGUUCAGUUUUCGGAGUGCCUCUGUUGAGGUAGCUUCGUCGUACAGAUCUCGACAUAUUUGUAUCGGAACAUUGUAUACUGCCAUUAUGUACAUGUUGCUCCUAAUAUAUUUUAUUGGAAACUGUUAGAACUGUGAUGUGCAGUGAGCUGGUUCUUGGUUUGCCAACUUUAGAGGCGUAUUGUGAUGGUCAGAAAGCAGGCGAGAGACCUCUAUCGAGGAGCUUCUGGACUGAUCUCACACUGAAAUAGCGCAUUUGUUUUGUGUCCGUCUUUUCCUAAGUUAAAUGACAUUUGUAUUUUAUGUGUUAUUAAUGUUGGUUUUGGAAAUCAUUUCCUGAUUCACUCAAGAGGAAUGCCAUCACAAAACCACAGAAGAAAUGGCAAUAGAAAUGGGCUGGCCUCCUUGUGUUGUAAAGCUAAGGUUACAGUAGCCUUCAGUGAAUAUAUUUAGUGUCUUUGUACUUUGAGAAAUGCUUUGUUUAUCCCUGAAGAUACUUAAUGUGAAUUAGUUCAAUUCAUACUACUAUACUUCUGCUUAGCAAAGGGCUUCUAUUGCUGGUAGGAAGCUCUAUGUAUCAAAUGCACUGUGUAGAGUAAAGAUAAUUGACAGCUGGCAGCUUUGACAGUGGCAGUGCGUGUUCUCCAGUGUCGAUUCCAGAGCCGUGUGGCUGCCUGCUAUUUCUCCACAACUACUGUCACCAGUUCCUAGUCAGUGUAUUGUUUUGUAGUUUUUCAGAGAAAUCUUUACACAGAGUUUAAAUAUGCUAAGUCCACACAUGGGUAGGGAAAAUGCUUUCCAUUUAAAGUCCUGUCUGCCUGUCACCAGCACACAAGAAGUAGAGAGUGUCUGUGGGAAUUGGAAGUACUCCAGUGAAGUGCGCUUUCCUCAUUUUAAGCACAAGGUAUCCCUGGUUUACUGUGCGCCUGCUCUGCACCAGCAGGCGCGGUGCUGGUCACUCUUGCCACUUUAUUUAUUUAUUUUGACCAUCUGUACAUUCCUUUCAUGUAGUUAGAACUGAGUUCUUAUUUCAAUUUGUUGUACCAUUUGAAUACUAUUUAAUGCCAGGCGUAUAUGUUGCUGGAUUCUUGCUGCCUUUGGUUACUUGUGCUGUGCUCAAAGUAAUCUGCAUUCUUGUUCAGUUACUGAAUAUAUAGUAGAAGCAACUUUGAAUAAUUGUGGCCAUUUAUUUGGGUUUGCUCAAUUAGUGCAUCAUGGACUUACAAUGUGUAAUAGUAACUUUUUUUUUUGGUCUUGAGUAAUGUUCAUUUAUCAAAAUAGGAACUUCAAGAUGCACUUAAGUUUUGUUUUAGCAGUGACUCAAAAAUGUUUCAGAAAUUACUUUGUAAUAAUUUGCAAUUAAGUGUUCUUUUCUCUUUACUCUUGUUCAAGCCUGUGAUCUUUCCUCUCCCAGCUAAGAAUUAUUCAAUAAAUUUAAGAGAUGUCAA
Mesocricetus auratus (golden hamster) is the source of this 9392-nucleotide messenger RNA. RefSeq names its product A-kinase anchoring protein 11 (gene Akap11). Bases 165 to 5927 code for a protein of 1920 amino acids. Gene Ontology annotation, molecular function: protein kinase A binding. Gene Ontology annotation, biological process: intracellular protein localization. Lineage: Eukaryota; Metazoa; Chordata; Mammalia; Rodentia; Cricetidae. Gene Ontology annotation, cellular component: cytoplasm. The record is from RefSeq and is a predicted model, not a curated record. The transcript is spliced from 13 exons.